Molecule: messenger RNA, 1389 nt
Organism: Glycine soja
Lineage: Eukaryota; Viridiplantae; Streptophyta; Magnoliopsida; Fabales; Fabaceae
Exons: 1
Coding region: 456-1085 (209 amino acids)
Source: RefSeq, a predicted model, not a curated record
ACACACACAAGGAUGCAAGUCAAACUCAUUAGUCCUUUUCCUCUCCUAAAUUUGUAUUAAAGAGCUUAAUCACAUAAACAAAUCCUGAUCUGCCUUAAACCCCAGAUAAAAUCAAAACAAUGGUCCAUAAUUGUCCUGGUUCUCUUCGUUUGUUGUGUUUACCUGUCUUCGAUGAGGCUCCUUCUCUGCAAUGAUUUCUUCUAUUCCACUUUGUCAUCUUGCUAAUUGUUAUUUAUUUCUUUACUCUAGAGGACCAAGUAAAAAGGGUCACAAAAUUACACACAUGAUCAUCUUCUUGUAUAUUUGGCAAGCUCAAAGUCACAAGUUAAACCACACAUGAUCAUCUUCUUGUAUAUUUGGCAAGCACAAAAUUACACACACUUAGCAAAUCCAUUCACAUCUUAGCAAAAUUCAUUCACGUCUUUGGUGUACCCCAUAUCAUCAUCUUGAGAAACAUGAGCAGUGAAAAUCAUCACCAUCCCCAUCAUUACUUUUACCAUCAGAACCUGCAUAUCCAUCACAGAAGCACAUUCCUGCCAAUGCUAUGUUCAAGGCCAUCAAUCAAAGAUGUGAGUCUUCCACAGUGGAGAGACCCACCAGGAUCCUUCUCCAAUGACCCUUUGUCCCCAAGAAUUGGUUGCAUGGGUCAGGUGAAGAGGCACAACAAAAUAGUUGGACUACUCACCACCAAAAGUAACACCGCCAACAACAUCUCCAUUUCCCCUAGUGUUAAGUAUUCCAAGCUCAAAAAACUCUUCUCGGGGAAAAACUUAGGCACAAGCACCAUCAAUGCUGCUACUGCUCCUACUGCCUCCAGCUGUGGAAGUAGGCCGCGAGGGACGGUGAAUAGCACAAAUGUGCCAAGGAACCACAAGCACAGGAGUAGUAGAAAUGAGAAUGUUGUUCCCAUAAGCAUUGAAAAUAUGGAUCCUCCUCUACCUGUGAUCAAGAGAGUGCAGAAGCCAGAGGAAGAAAGACAAGUGGAUAAUCUUUGGAAAAGAAGAUCAGGUGGGGCUGCAUUGAAGAGUUUGCAGCUUCAACAGAUUCACCAUUCAAGACAUCAUCCUCAGCUUACAAGUGUUUGAGGGGUGAUCAGAUAAGAAGAAGCAAAACUCUUCUUUUUUUUCUCUGUCACUUGAAAAUUUUAUAUCAGAUAUGAUCUAAAUGGCAUGUUUUUAGUUUUCGUGCUGUUUGAUUUCCUGUAGCAUCUCAAAAGGAGAUGGUGCAGAAUAUUCUAGUUAUAUUGUAUACAAUAUAUCAGAGAAUAGUUUAUAGAUCCAUGCUUGUAUGUGUUCCAAAAUUAACCAAAAGAACCUACAAUUGAGGUUUCUUUGUAAAAGUGGCAGGAUUUGUGCUAAGAAAUUGGCAAAAUUGGUUUUGGUUUCUUCA